UCUUCGGGAUUUUUCCAUACGAUCGAAGGAAAUACCAGAUAGACUUCCCGAAAAUGGCAACGAAAAUAGAAGAUUGGAUGUGUGAAGAGCUAGAAAAGCUUGGCAUUCCAGCUUCUCAUGAAAAUGCACAAUACAUUCUGAGUAUUGGAAGUGCAGAAGAUUUAGAGGAAUACAUGUUGGAGUUAUUAGAUGGCAAUGAUCCACGUGUUCAUAAAUUUAUACAUGAAUUAUUGAAAAAAUGGGAUCCACCUGAAAAGUUACCUGAAAUUAUACAGGUUUACAGAAAACCUGCCUUGGAAGUCGAGGAUUGGAAUUCAAAGAAAAAACCAGAGAAAUCAAACAAGCACACAGACAACCAGAAGAAAGGAUUGGUCAAUGGAGCUGUCAAAUCUAAAAGUGAUAGUUUUCCAUCUGCCAAGACAAGCUCAGCACAGCUGCCUUCCAACGAUCUUAAAAAGAAAAAUAAAUUUGUGCCGCUUUUUAGUCAGGAAGGACAGGAGAAGACUGUUGUUAAGUUACAAGGUCGACAUGCAUGUGAAUGCCAGGCAGCCAAACACAAACUAAUAAGUAAUUGUACAAGAUGUGGUCGGGUUGUUUGUGAACAAGAAGGAUCAGGACCAUGUUUGUUUUGUGGACAUUUAGUUUGUACAGUGGAAGAACAGGAAGUGCUAUCUCGUGGUUCAAAGAAAAGUGAACAGUUACGACAUCGGUUAAUGAAGGACGCAGAUCGAGUGCAAUAUAUCAGGGAUAAAAAAGACUUCUUCCCUAGUUCUGGUGCUAAAAUUAAUGAGGGAUAUCAGAAAGCUCUUCAGCAUAAGGAUAAAUUAUUAGAUUAUGAUAAAACAAGUGCAAGAAGAACACAGGUAAUAGACGAUGAAUCUGAUUAUUUUGCUACGGACAGUAAUAGAUGGUUAAGUAAUAAAGAACGGGAAAAAUUACGGAAACGUGAAGAAGAAUUACGGUCACAAAGAUUUGCUUCAAGAAAAGACAGAAAAAUUACAUUAGAUUUUGCAGGUCGACAAGUGUUAGAAGAAAACAAUACAGUUGAUAUGUAUAAUGUGAACGAUGAGGUAGUUCAGGAAAUACACUAUGGUGCUAAACAUAAAAAACAGGAGUUUGUACACAAAGAGGAAGACUUUGAUUCACUUACUGGAAUUGUUAAUCCAAAUAUUAAACAGCAUGCACCUCAGUUUGUAGAUGAAAAGGUAAGUGGAAAAAAUUCUCCAGCAAAUGUAGUGGGACCAGAAAAAAAGAAACCAGUAAGAAUACAAGACAGAGAGUUGUUACAGAUGUCAGAUGAAGGUCAUUGUCUUAGCAUGCAUCAACCAUGGGCAUUAUUGUUGGUCAAAGGUAUUAAAAUUCAUGAAGGUAGAUCAUGGUAUACACCUAUUCGUGGACGGUUGUGGAUUGCUGCAACAGCCAAAUCACCUUCUCCACAGGAAACUGUGGAUGUUGAACAACAGUACAGAUAUUUACUUAAUGACCAGAAGUUAUCAUUCCCUACACAUUACCCAGUAGCCUGUUUGUUAGGUUGUGUUGAUCUAGUCGAUUGUUUACCACAAGAUGAAUAUAGAAAAAAGUUUCCAGAUGGGGAGUCAAUAUCACCUUAUGUGUUUAUAUGUGAAAACCCACAAGAAUUAGUUGUCAAAUUUCCAGUUAAAGGGAAACAUAAGAUAUAUAAGUUAGAUGGACAUAUACACCAAGCUGCCAAAAAAGGAUUAAGAAGUUCAAGUGAUUAAAAUCUGUGAUAUACAACAUGAUAAUUGUUUUAUGUUAUUACAUGUCUUUGCAUACCAGUAUAUACAUUUUAAUUUUUUCUCAGCAUCAAUGCAUCAGAUUAAACUGCAAGACCUACCUAGAAAAAAAAGCAACAUUGUAAUGACCAACAAGAUUACCUGCCAUCUUUUCAAAAUCUGCAUGGGGAAUUCAAUCACAAGAGAACCAAAUGCAUCUCUUAACAACAUAUCAUUUAAGUGCUUUUAAUCUAAUAUACUAAGGUUUUGAAUGAGUUACCAUAUUGUUUUGCCUGUUUUGUCAUGAAUAUGAGCUAAAAUAUAGAAUGCCUUUUUUGAGGUAUUAGUCUAUAUAAUUUAUGAUUUCAAGUGUCAGGCCAAUAACUCUUCAUCGGGGAAAUCCUUAAUGAAUGGCAAAAGUUGGUAGGUCGGAUCAUGGAAGUAUUAUAUCGACAGGAAUAACAACAACGCCAGUUCAAAGGUUUCAUCUGCGUUACCGCCUAUCUUCCGAUUACUUGUUAAUUAGUUUAUUAUAUGGAAUGAUAAUUGAUUCUCGGCAUGUGAUCAAUCAAAUCACUGACAAUUUUCGGUCAUUUUCGUGUUCACGGAAAUUACGAACAGACGGUUGUUGUCGUAUAUAAAGUAAACCGAAUAGUUCACUUGUUACAUUCCGCUGCUGUACGCUGCCGAAUAGAGUCAUUCAUUCAAUGUUGAUUUUAGUCUAUUUUUCCUAUUUAUGUCUUUUUCGAUCUUGAUAGUUUAAGCCGACAGUUGUCACAUAUGAAAUUGGUGAAAAAGGGUGGAUCAUGUUCAAUUUUAAUAUCUAAAGAUAGUUAAGAACCAUUUCUGAAAGUUAAGAAGAUGAUUGUACAAAAAAUAUGUUUCGACCUGUUCUUAAAUACGAAUAAUCAAAGUCUUUCGUAUGUACCAGUCAAUUAAAAUAUUCACAAUUUUAAACCUAUUAUUUAAUUUGUACAUAAACUAAUUCAUAUAGAAUAAUACAUUUGCGGUUAAAAAUGCUCAUUUUGUUUGGUUGUUUUUCUUUUUGCUGUAAUGUAUUGUAUUAAUACUAGUAUUCAAUUGUUAACACUUUUUAAAAUAGAUAUAAAUUUAACAUGUUUUACGAACUUAUUAUCCCGAUUUUAAUUGUCCAGUUUCAAUAAUGUAAUCAAUGACAUUUAUUGCAAAUACAUAAACCUAAAAUACUUAAAAGUAAAUAACCUUUUUAUAAAUCUCGAUAAACUUGGCACAUUUCAACAGUAAAAUAUUCUAUGUCUACAUUUGUCUACAUUAUUUUGUUAAACAUUAUGUAAAACCUGAUCUCUUCAUCGUUAUUACCUGUUUUACUCGUGUUCUGCUUUCAAUCUAAAAAUACUUUUAGAACAGUUUAAAACAAACAGUAAAAAGCAAAAAUAUGCAAAAAUAAAUACAAUUUUCCAUGUUAAACUGUUGUAGUUUAAACAAUUCUCAUCCGUUUUUCAAGUUUGUUACAUCAUUCGAUUUCUUUCUGAAGGUAGAAGUUUUAUAUGAUACAGCGCCACCUUUGAUUUCUUUCUGAAGAUAGAAGUUUUAUAUGAUACAGCGCCACCCUGUAAUUAAUAAACUAGGGAUUUUCCACAGGUGCUUAUAAUUACCGGACUCGAUAAAAUCAUGUGACUGACAAGAAAUUCUAGAUGCGAAUUACAACUGCGGUAUCACAGAUAGUAACCAAAGGGGUCUUGUCGCUGAGACAAUAAUUGGAUAAAAUCAUAUGACUUUAGUACAGAGCUCUGCAGGUCAUUAAUACAUGCUAAUUUAUCGUUGUUAUUCCUUCUCAUAAUACUUCCAUGGUCUGAUGGAGAAUUAAUGAUAUCAUUCACAUUAUCAUUAUUUUCAUUACUAGGUGUAAAACAUUGUUAUUGAAUUAUUAGAUAUAACAAUUAAAUAUCAUUUAUAUAUUUAUUCUUUAUAUUUAAAAGCACAUGAAAAAGAUGUUUCAAAAUAGCUCUGUACUGGUAAAAAUGUGAUUUAAGUCCUUUAUGGAGACCAGUGUUGCCAGCUUUUCUGAUUUAAUUCAUAAAAUUACCAAAUUAUACAUUUAUCAUAAAUGUAUAUCAGCACAGCCUAAGAUUGUUGUGACAAUCAGCUUAACAUUUAAUUUCAGAAUAUAUCAAUAUUUUGUAUAUACAGUGAGUUAGAUUCGUCUUUUUUCCCUGGAACUAUACUUCUGCAAGUUUUUUAAAAGUUACUUGAAAAAUUUCAUUAAUUAGCACUUUUAAUAUUGUAAAAUAAUGUUAACAUUGCUUACAUUUCAAAACAGAAGCAAUGACCCAAUAUUUAAUUACAUCACCUCGCUUAAAGGACUGGUUCACUUUUGAUUCCAUGGCUAUUAUCUGCCCCCCACUCUUAAAUAAAGAAAAACACCAAGCAUAAAAGAACUAAAAGUUCACAGGAAAGAUCCUUUAUGGAAUAUGACAGAUACUUUUUAUGCCCCCGCCGUAGUGGUGGGGGCAUUAAGUUUUACCCUUGUCCGUCUGUAAGUACGUAAUCCGUACGUACGUCCCAAAAUUGGUUUCCGUUUAAUAACUUGAGUGUGCCUCAACCAAAUGUUAUGAAACUUAUACACAAUGCUUAUUACCACAAAACACAGAUCAAGUUUGAAUUUUGGUGGCGUCAUUUUAACCGUUCUAGAGUUAUGCCCCUUUAUAAAUGAAAAAAAUUGCAAAGUUUUAAGUUUCCGUUCUCUAACUUAAGUUUGCCUCAACCAAAUGUUAUGAAAUUUGUACACAAUGCUUAUAACCACAAACACAGAUCAAGUUUGAAUUUUGGUAGCGUCGCUUUAACCGUUCUAGGGAUAUGCCUCUUUAUAAAUGGAAAAAUUGCAAAAUUUUUAGUUUCCGUUCUCUAACUUAAGUUUGCCUCAACCAAAUGUUAUGAAACUUAUACACAAUGCUUAU
Molecule: messenger RNA, 4669 nt
Organism: Mytilus californianus (California mussel)
Lineage: Eukaryota; Metazoa; Mollusca; Bivalvia; Mytilida; Mytilidae
Product: activating signal cointegrator 1-like
Exons: 12
Coding region: 54-1739 (561 amino acids)
Biological process (GO): positive regulation of DNA-templated transcription
Cellular component (GO): nucleus
Molecular function (GO): transcription coactivator activity; zinc ion binding
Source: RefSeq, a predicted model, not a curated record